AAAUUAAAUUUAGUUGUAUAUAUAGUAUAAUGAAAUUAUACGUAAAAACUCUCCUGCUGCUUUUGGCGUUAGGCAACAUACUUUCGGUCAACGCUUACAAAGGCGAACCUGUCUAUCGCCUGAACACAAACAUUCGGCCUGAGUCAUAUACAGUCGUAUUGAAGCCAUAUCUCUUGGUCUCGGAUGGACCGCAUCGUUUCACUGUUGAUGGUGAAGUUUUCAUAACAAUAAGAGUGAGAGGCGAGAACGUAAGUGAAAUUACCUUGAAUGCGUACCAACUUGAAAUCACAGGUGCUUCGCUAUCUGACAAUGGCAUAAAUGCCGGAAGGCACAUACAAUCAUUUGGUAGCGCCGACUUGAACUACGAUGAAACUGCACAGAAGUUAACACUGAAGUUGGAGAAAGAGCUGACGCCGAACGGGUUGUAUCUCCUACACCUCGAGUACAUUGGUCAAAUACGCAACGAUCAAAAAGGAUUUUUCCACGUCAAUUACACUGACAGCAACGGCGAGGAAAAAUGUGUCGGUCUAACACAGGCGCAACCCAUCAAUGCGCGUAUGAUAUUCCCCUGCUUUGAUGAGCCCAGCUUCCGAGCGCACUUCAGCUUGGAAAUGAGUCGGCCAGCUAAUUACAAUACCGUUUUCAAUACUGCAUUAAUGGAGACUACGACAGAUGGCGAAGAACGCUUUUGGGAUCGUUUUGGUUCAUCUCCAGCAAUGUCUACUUAUUUAUUUGCAUUUAUACUUUCUGAGUUCGUUUCUCAUGGCACUGAUACUUACAAAAUAGUAACACGUGUCGAGCAUGAAAAUAAGACCGACUUCGCUUAUAAGGUGGGCGAACGUGCGACGAAAGCGUUUAGCGAGUACUUUCAGAUACCUUAUAAAAAGUCGAUAUCUUACAUGCAGCUGGCAGCAGCGCCCAAUUUUCCAUUUAACGGCAUGGAGAACUGGGGUUUGAUGAUCUACAAAGAGCAUGUGCUGGUGCACGAACCAGCCUACACCGAUGACUGGUCCAACAAACAGUUCACUCUCUCGAUAAUUUUCCAUGAACUUGCGCACAUGUGGUUCGGCAAUAGUGUCACAUACAACUGGUGGAACCAUUUCUGGUUAAGUGAGGCAUUCGCGCGCUACUUUGAGUACUUUAUGGCACACAAGCUCUACUAUGAAUAUGGAUUAGCUGAUCAGUUUGUAGUGAAUGAAAUGCAUUUGGCAUUGAGUUUAGACGCUUCUAGAAGCACACAACCGUUGACUAGUCCGGACGAAGAAAUACAGGCACCAUCGGAAAUUGGUUAUAAAUUUAAUACUAUCACCUAUACAAAGGGUGCAUGUAUAAUACGUAUGAUAGCCACUAUUAUGACGCAACCGAACUUUGACAAAGCCAUAAGGGAUUACCUUAAAGAAUUUCUAUAUAAAAGCACCACGCCAGCAGACUUAUUUAAACACAUCGAAAGUAAUUGGCUCACCGCCACGCCUAUAGAUUUGGACCAGUUCUUUUACGAUUGGACCGAACAGGUUGGAUAUCCAGUACUCUUCGUAAACGCCAGCGUGGAAGGUGUCGUUACGCUGACGCAGAAACGCUUCCUGUAUGACUCCGGUGAUGGUAGUAACAAGUCACUCACCUAUGCCAUACCAAUUAGCUAUGCCACAGACCAUGAACGAGAUUUCAGCAAUUAUAAUUUUCCACGUUUUUAUUUCUGGAAAGUCGACAACAUGACCAUUAGCUUUGACAAGCCCUUCAAAUGGAUCAUCUUCAAUCUGUUUCAAUCCAACUACUACCGCGUCUUCUACGACAGAACUACUUUGUUUAAUAUUAAAGCGGCGCUAAUGGAACCGCAUCACAGCGAAAUACCAGCCGCAAAUCGUGCGCAGCUAAUCGAUGACUUAUUCAAUUUUGCACGCGUCUCCAUGGUGGACUACGCGAUGGUAUUUCAGUUUUUGGAGUACUUAGCGAAUGAAACAGACUACUUGCCCUGGCAUGCAACGUUCACGAAUUUACCGCGUGUAACACAACGUUUAACGCGACAGCAGCAAAAGGAUUUUGCCGAAUUUCUAAAUGUCACUAUGGUUAAGGUCUACACACAUUUGGGAUUUACGCUGACUAAUCUCACCAUCCUCGAUACAUAUAAUCGGAAUGAGGUCAUUAGCUGGGCAUGUAAAUAUCAUUUAUUCGAUUGUGAUAAGCGAGCUCAGUUACUAUUUGAUAAGUUCAAGAAGUCUGGCACAAAACCGGCUCCAGAUUUCCGCGAAACAUUCUAUUGCAGUGCGACGAGAGAAGGAACAUUUGCCUACUAUCAAACGUUGAAAAACAGGUUCGACGAUGAAAAACUGAUUAGUGAGAAGAAGAAGUUAGUACGCGCCAUGGGCUGCACUGGACACUUGUACGAAUAUCAUUUUGAUAAGAUUAUCAGUGGCCUUAUACCAAAGGAAUACGCUAUGGAUGCAAUUACGUCGAUGUAUACACAGAAUCCGGACAACGUGCGAUCUAUAUUCAUUAUGCUCACUAACUCCAUCGAGAAGAUAGCGGAAAUAGUGGGCGGCUAUUCGAAUGCCGCCAAUUUGAUCAGUGACAUUGCAAAUUACCUAACCACACACGAGCAGAAGAAAUUAUUGGAAGAUUUUGUGAAGACCAAUGGCACACUCUUUGAGAGCUCCGUACCGAAACUACACCAUGCUAUCUACGUGGUGGAUACUAACUUAAAGUGGGCGGAGACGCGUUUACCGAGACUAAUCAAAUACUUGAAAAAAUCGAAUGCGGCGUCUAUAAGCAGCUUAACUGCUUUUUCGUUUAUCGCCAUAAGUCUUAACCAUGGACUUUUCUACACGUGCUGUUAAUUAGUUUUUUUAUGUUGCUUUUGUGUUUAUUUGUCGAAGUUGACAUUUUAUUUUUGUAAUUUACUUGAGACUUGACCUUUUUAAUGUAAUAUUAUCAGCUCACAGCUUCGUUUUCAUAAAACCGAUACUUUGGGUAUAAUUUGAACUGUCUGAAUAUUUGUUCAAAUAUA
Bactrocera tryoni is the source of this 3001-nucleotide messenger RNA. RefSeq names its product aminopeptidase Ey-like. Gene Ontology annotation, biological process: proteolysis; peptide catabolic process. The transcript has 7 exons. Gene Ontology annotation, cellular component: cytoplasm. Gene Ontology annotation, molecular function: metalloaminopeptidase activity; peptide binding; zinc ion binding. The coding region runs from base 30 to 2831 and encodes 933 amino acids. Lineage: Eukaryota; Metazoa; Arthropoda; Insecta; Diptera; Tephritidae. The record is from RefSeq and is a predicted model, not a curated record.